Molecule: messenger RNA, 693 nt
Organism: Rattus rattus (black rat)
Lineage: Eukaryota; Metazoa; Chordata; Mammalia; Rodentia; Muridae
Product: cyclin-dependent kinase inhibitor 2A
Exons: 3
Coding region: 40-519 (159 amino acids)
Biological process (GO): regulation of cyclin-dependent protein serine/threonine kinase activity; negative regulation of cell population proliferation
Cellular component (GO): nucleus
Molecular function (GO): protein kinase binding; cyclin-dependent protein serine/threonine kinase inhibitor activity
Source: RefSeq, a predicted model, not a curated record
GAGAGGAAGGCGAACUCGAGGAGAGCGAUCCGGAGCAGCAUGGAGUCCUCUGCAGACCGACUAGCCAGGGCAGCGGCCCAGGGCCGUGAGCACGAGGUGCGGGCACUGCUGGAAGCGGGGGCUUCACCAAACGCCCCGAACACUUUCGGUCGUACCCCGAUACAGGUGAUGAUGAUGGGCAACGUCAAAGUGGCAGCUCUCCUGCUCUCCUAUGGUGCAGAUUCGAACUGCGAGGACCCCACCACCCUCUCCCGACCGGUGCACGACGCAGCGCGGGAGGGCUUCCUAGACACUCUGGCAGUGCUGCACGAGGCAGGGGCGCGGCUGGAUGUGCGCGAUGCCUGGGGUCGCCUGCCGCUCGACCUGGCCCUAGAGCGGGGACAUCACGACGUCGUGCGGUAUUUGCGGUAUCUACUCUCCUCCGCUGGGAACGUUUCCCGGGUCACCGACAGGCAUAACUUCUGCUCAAGCACGCCCAGGUGCCUAGGACUUCGAGGCCAACCCCGAGAGCAGCUCUAGGUUAGGCCUCAGCCCUCCUUUUUCUCCUUGGCUUCACUUCUGGCAACGCGAAACUAGCAUAUGGCUUUAAAAAAAAUACAUAAUGCUUUUUGCAAUCACGCGGGGGGGAGGUUAGCAGAGGGAGGGAGGGAUAGAGUGGACUGUUAAAAAAAAAGAUUAAAUACUUUUUAAAAA